AUGGUCAAACUCUCCUCGGUCGCAGUGAGUCUGCUGGGCUGCGGUCUGGGCGGGGGACGGUUGGGACGUGACGGCAACGCCAUGAAGGCCACGAUCAUCAGGCUCGCCGCCCUCUCGGUUAUCCCAAGCUGUUGCGCGGCCUCCGAGGCCCGUCCAUGGAAGUUCUUGCGCUCGAGCGGGGCGUCGUCGUGCCAGGUCGAGAUCACCUCUUCCAUGAAAUUCUUGGGCUGGGGCCGGGGGUUCACGAGAUACCGGUCCAUGCUUUUGAACCAAGCCGGGGUCAGGGCGAGGACCUCGGCGGCAGGCUCAGAAACCCUUCCUUUGGCACACCACCACCUCCGCUACGCGAUGCUCAGCCGCCCGAACGGCGAGCUCACGAGGGCCGGCCAGUACUACUACCAACUGAUCGACCGGCCGCCCCCCAGCCGGCAGUACGACCGCAACCAACCCCUCAUCCGCGAGGGCCCGAACGAUUACAUCAUGCUCCGGGGGGGCGCCAAAAAGCUGCUCCGCAGCCUCCAGCCCAACGGGAACUACCACUUGACCAAGCUCGGGAAGAGCUUCUUCAAGGACAAGUGGGUGGACUGGGUGGUGCACGUGCCCGUCAUCAUCCGCGGCAUCCGGCGAAACGGCCGGAACCGCGGCAUGCCCUACGAGCGCACGAAGCGCCUGCCCGUCACGGACCUCAACGUCACUCUGCCCCGGCAGAGCGAGGGGCUCUCGGAAGCGGCCCGGAACCUCAAGGCGUCCGCGCUCGCGCAGCUGGGAACCCCGGAGUGGACCUUCAGCCAGCAGGCCAUGCAGGUCGUAGACGACCGGGUGGUGGUGGAGACCGUCCUGGAUCAGCCCCUGGGGGCUCUGCGGGACGUCUCCUACCAGCUGUACUGCGGCGACGAAAUCCUAGAGUCCGCCUUCGAACAGCGGCCGGACAAGCUUUGCGUCCCUCGGCAGCUCGCGGAGCUGAUGCGGCUGCCGCUGCAGGAGGUGCUUUCGGACUUCGACGCAAUCUGCACCAAAAAAACGUGGCGGGAGCAGGGCAUCACCCCCCGAGAGAUCCGGGAAUUCUGCCUUUGGCGCCAGGCCCCGAUGUUCUACGUGGACUGCCAGGGCCGCCUGCUGGACAAGUACGAGCCUACCGUCAAGGAGCAGCGGGCCGUGGCCUUCACGAGCUGGAACGGCCACGCCUUCUUCUACAAAUCCGCCCGCACCGUCGCGAAGUGCGAGCCGAUCGGGGAGCGGGCCAGGUACCGGGGCGAGAGGAAGCCAGGCGAAACGCCCGAGUUCAAGGAUUGGCGGGAGUGGGAGGGCGAGGUCGCCAGCGGUCAUUUCUACACUGAAGACCUGGAGCAGGUCCGGAGGGAGCUCCUGGCCGAGGGGCACUGCCCGAAGGUGGUCAUGCGAAGCAUGAGCGAGUGGCGGUGCCUGCGGCUGAGGGUGCGGGGCGGCGAGGACUGCGUCAUCUCCGCCUUCCACGAGUGCUGCAGGCCUGGAUGGGGCGGCUGGGGCUUCCCUAUUGCGGGCAGCGUCUUGCGGGCGCCGCGAGCGAGGUCUUCCUUCACCUUCUCAAGGCCCGCCGCGAUCCGCCCCCUGCUCGCGGAGCAGGACCACCAGUGCAAGCUCUGCGCGGCCCCCAUCACCGCAACCACGUGCGAGUUGGACCACAUCGUCCCCGUGCACCAGUCCUUCGCCGCACAGGCCCAGAACCUCCAGGCACUGUGCCUCGAGUGCCACCGGAACAAAACGGCCCUGGAGUCCUCGCACGCCACGACACUGGAGUCGCGCUUCAGCCGGCGGGCUUACGAGCAGCAGUACGUGGAAUCGCCUCGACUCCCGCCGCUCGUCUUCAAGCUCAACAGCCACAAGCCGGACCACAUCUGCCACGGUAUAGACGUGGUGCGGUGCCGCAAGAACGGUCUGGCCCAUGCCAAGUUCCCGGCGCCCAUCUUCUGCCCCAAGGACAACGUUGAGCAAGCCCGCGAAGGGCACCUGGCGGACCUGACCUACGUGACGCUCCGGGAGGACGGGCGUUGGGCGGCGUUCAAGCAGCUCCCCUACGUCGGCCAGGGCUGGUACGCCAAGCGGCCUUGCGACGUGGCCCUGCAGAAAAUGGAGGCGGCUUGGCCGGAGGGAGAGGAGCACUACGCGAAGCUGUCGGUGAAUGCCCUCAUUGGGCUCUGGGCACGCAACAUGUACCUGAAGGCCGUCAAAACGGACUGCGUCGUCUUCCAGGACCUGCCCAAAAAGUUCCAAGGCCUUGUGGACAGCCUGGUCCGCGAAAGGCACUCCGACGGCAGCCAGUGUACCGAUGCGAGAAGGUCAAGGGCCUCGAAGGCCAGUAUCGGUCCCCCGAAUUGA
Messenger RNA from Symbiodinium natans, 2355 nucleotides. The record is from the annotation of a GenBank genome assembly. NCBI's taxonomy places the organism in Eukaryota, Dinophyceae, Suessiales, Symbiodiniaceae.